AUGGUGCAGAGAAGCAGCCUUGCAGUCCCCUACCAAGUGCCUGUCCUUGCUGUUUGCUUUUUGGCAGGUGUAGCCACAGGUUUGGAACUGUCUGUAAAUAACCACGCUGCCGACUUUGCCCUGUCUACAUUUCUUGCCCCUGCUGUCUCCCUCUCCUGUCUAGUACAGAACAGCAGCCAGGCUGAGGAGCUGCUCUGGUACCGAGGAGAUGGGCAGGUGGAUCUCAGAGACGGGAAUAAAGUGAACAUCAGCAACAUCUGCAUAUCCCCAGUCACUGAGUCCGACAACGGAGUCACCUUCUCGUGCAGGCUGGCACGGGACAAGUCUGUCCAGGUGUCGGUGGUCCUGAAUGUCCUCUUUGCUCCCCAUCUGGGUGGAGAAGAGUCCUUCCAAAUUGAAGAAAACAAAGAUGUUACCAUGAGCUGCAAUACCAAAGCCAACCCUCAAGUCCAAGGAGCUUGGUAUAAGGACAACACCACCCUGAUCCUGCAGCAGGAUCGGUACCAGCUGUACCAGACCAGCGAGGUCACUGAGCUCACUAUCCAGAACGUACAGAAGUCUGACAAUGGGACCUACACCUGUAUGGUGGAAUCUUCUAUGGGAAACAGGAGAAAGGAUUUCCACCUGAUAGUGGAAGACAAAAGGCCUGCUUUUCCCACGGAGGCUGUUAUUGCUGCUGCUGUGGUGGUUACACUCACAAUACUCUUUGCAGUUGUGGCUCGAAGAGAUAAAAUUUUUAAGUGCUUCAAAAGGUCAAGUGAAACAGCUCUGUAA
Molecule: messenger RNA, 774 nt
Organism: Indicator indicator
Lineage: Eukaryota; Metazoa; Chordata; Aves; Piciformes; Indicatoridae
Gene: TMIGD1
Product: transmembrane and immunoglobulin domain containing 1
Exons: 5
Coding region: 1-774 (257 amino acids)
Source: RefSeq, a predicted model, not a curated record